UUAUUCACAAAUUUCAAAAAUUGACUUAAAAAGAAUGCAAAUAUCUGAAUAGUCUAAUAACGUAUAGGGUAUGCCCCAAAACAUCAGAGAAGCACGAAGCCAAAUCAAUAUCAUAGGUAGUUCUACCAUAUGUUCCAGAAACAAUGACCAAAGGAUAGCAUAACCCUGAUAAGAAACAGAGCUAGACCAUUACCAUUCCAAAUACAGCAGUGCAUUAAAAGAAAAAUAUAUCAAUCUUGCUUGAGUGAGGUUUAUAAAAUUCACCAGUCAACAGGCACUUUUUGUAACAUACGACACUGAAAAAUGAAAUAAAGGAAAAAAUUCUUAAUCUUAAGGCUGAAAGUUGACAGUUCAACUGAUGUAGGAGAAAUAAAAGGUAAAAUUUAGUAACCAUUCCAUCAUGUUUUUUUUUUUCAAAUCUUUGCAAACUAGGAAUAGAAAAUGUGUAGAUGCUGAAUAAGGAGGGGGAUAAAACAUUCCCCUUAACCAAAAACAAUAGAAGAUGCCUCUACGUGCUCCAUAAAAUAAAGUAAGUUUUAAUAUUCUAAAGAAGAAAGCAAAUGUCUGUAGUUGCAGAGUAUGCAACUUUCUACUUAAAAUUUCCGACAGCAGCUACUAACAACCUGCGAGCUAAGCGACUCUCCGCCCCGGUGCCCCGCCUCCACCGGCGGGCUGGCGCCUUUGCACGUACGCAUGCGCACUUCUGGCGCUUGCGCGUGAGGAGGAAGCGAGAAUAUGGCGGCCCGGCCCCGAGCUUCCCCACGCCGGAGUACGGGCAUGUGGGUCGUGGCGUCUUCAGCGACGUGUACGAGCCCGCGGAGGACACGUUUCUGCUGCUGGACGCUCUUGAGGCGGCGGGGCCGAAUUCUCAGGGCGUGGAAAUAUGCCUUGAAGUAGGGUCAGGGUCUGGAGUGGUAUCUGCGUUCCUAGCCUCUGUGAUAGGUCCUCAGGCUUUGUACAUGUGCACUGAUGUCAACCCUGAGGCAGCAGCCUGUACCCUGGAAACAGCACGCUGUAACAAAGUCCACAUUCAACCAAUAAUUACAGAUUUGGUAGGGAGUCACGGGAUAGAAGCAGCUUGGGCUGGUGGCAGAAAUGGUCGUGAAGUAAUGGACAGAUUCUUUCCACUGGCUCCGGAGCUCCUUUCACCAAGAGGAUUAUUCUAUUUAGUUACCAUUAAAGAAAACAAUCCAGAAGAAAUUUUGAAAACAAUGAAGACAAAAGGUCUCCAAGGAACCACUGUACUUUCCAGGCAAGCAGGCCAAGAAAUGCUUUCAGUCCUCAAGUUCACUAAGUCCUCAUCUACAGUGUGCGCCACGUAAAGCUGAAUGCAUUCAGCAUAUUUUGAAACUGAAGUUAUUUCUUGGUUAACAAGUAAAAUUGUCAGAAAUUUGUCAUAUAGAAAAAGAAGAGUAGGGCAUUUCCUUUUACCAUGGAAUCAGGUCUACAGAAAUAUUUGCACAAAUGCAGGUAAAAAAUUUAUAUUUUAUAUAUAUAUAUUAUAUAUACAUAUAUAUUUAUAUAUACAUAUGCAGUUUACAUAUAUAUAUAUGUGGAGUAUGUAUUAUAAAAGUUGUAUUUAUAUUAUAUAUGAGAGGAUGUUCAUUUCAGCAUUAGUUGUAAUAGGAAAACAGUGAGGUAACCUAAAUGUCCAUCAGCAAAGGGGUUGGCAAAAUAAAUCACAGUAUAUUCAUGUUAUUGAACAUGAGUGAAUAUCUAGCCAUUAUACAUGUCAGAGGGGGUCCCUUGUGAUGCAGCAGAUUAAGGAUCCAGCACUGUCACUGGAGCAGCUCAAGUUGCUGCUGUGGCAUGGGUUUGAUCCCUGGCCCAGGAACUUCCACAUGCCCCAGGGGCAGCCAAAAGAUUAAAGGAAAAAAAAAAAAACAACCAUGAGUGAGGUCUGUUUAUGCUGAACCAGAAGGGCCUCAGGAUGUACUAUUGAGUUGUGAAAAAAAUGCACAUUGCAAAAUAUUAUUAAGCUAUAUGUAUAUUUUGAAAAAUUAACAAAGAGUCUAUGUGUGUAUGUAUAUAUAAGACAUUCUUAGAAGCUAAACAACAAUUGGGAAUAGAGGAACUUUGAUUCUUUUUGUAUAAUGACGAUGUAUCGCUUAUAUAAGUAAAAAGUUUUUAUUUAAAAAAAUUUCAACUUUA
Messenger RNA from Sus scrofa (pig), 2151 nucleotides. The record is from RefSeq and is a predicted model, not a curated record. Lineage: Eukaryota; Metazoa; Chordata; Mammalia; Artiodactyla; Suidae.